AUUACGUCAAACAGUUGACGUUUGACACAAUUUUGUGACGAAAUUGCCAUAUCAUGGUUGCGUCACAGAUCGUGAAAUCCUUCAAACAUCAACAUGGCGCAUUGGUUCCACAGGAACCCUUUAAAGGCAACAUCGCAAAUCAAUUUCGAUUUGAAAAUGAUUGUCAGUGACAGUCAGGCAAUAAAACUUUGCAGUGAACUUCGGCUUGCAAGAAAUCGGCUUUUGGAUUUAUUAUGUGAUCCAAAUAAUAGUGUGGAAAAUGUUGAAAAUUGUCUGAACAACUAUCUUUCUCUGCUUCAAGGCUUAUUCAUUGCUAUAGAUGAGAAAGGUGGAGAAAGUAAACUUCGUUAUGCCAUACGAUUUCGAUGGUCAAAUACAAUGCUUGGCAAUGCUGCAAAUGCACAGCAGGAUGCAAUUUUUGAACUUGUUUCCAUAUGCCAAAAUUAUGGAAUAUGGCUAAUGAAACAUGCAGCUAUGAUUGCAGGCAAAGAUGACAUAAACAUGGAUGAAGCUAAAGAAGUUCAUAAAUGUCUACGGAAAGCUGCUGGAAUAUUUAGUACUGUCCAGGAAAAAUAUAUUGGGCAGCUAUUACAAAAGCCAGAUCCAGGUUCAGAUUUGGAUAAUAAAGUAGUUCAGGCAUACAUUAAUCAAUGUACUGCUGAAGCCCAAGAAGUAACAAUUGCAAGAGCAAUUGAAUUAAAGCAUGCACCAGGACUAAUAUCUGCAUUGGCAAAUGAAACUUCAAGAAUGUAUAAAGCUGCAGCUGAUUCAUUAAAUGGUUUAAAUCCAAAACACUAUGGAAAAUGGUGGAAAUAUCUUCAACUGAAAUCAUCAUUUUAUUUAUCUUAUGCAUAUUGUUAUGCAGGAGAAAAUCUAUUACAACAAGAAAAAUGUGGUGAAGCUAUUAGAGCUUUAAACGAAAGUGAAAAAUAUCAAUCUGAAGUGAAAAUAUUAAGUAAAGAAUAUUCACAAACUAAAGGACCAGGAAUAGGUGCAAAACCAGAACAGCAUUUAUUCUUUCGUAAAUUGGGAUCAAUUGUAAAACUUACACUUGAUAAAUGUGAAAGAGAAAAUGGAUUUAUAUUUCAUCAGAAAGUACCAAAAGAUCCUCCUGAGUUAGAACUUAAAGCUACUUAUGGUCUAGCUAGUCCUGAAGAAUUUGCUUUGCCAUCUAUUAAUCCAAUGUGGAAUCCUACAAUUUAUGCAGCAUUUGAUAUGCCUCGUACCAAUCCUUUUGAUCCUGCAAAUUCUGCUGCAACUAAAGCUGAGGGAGAUUUACCCCCAGUUAAAGAAGCUAAUGUACAUCAGUCAAACAAAGAUCCAAAAAAUAAUAGUGGAUGUGUCAUUCAGUAAAAGAAUAUAAAUUAUCUUGUUAAAAAAUAAAUAAAUAAACGUUCUAUUUAUAUGUAUUCAAAAGAAAGAUAUUCCAUACUUUUGCUACAUGAGAAAUCAAAAGCAAAUGCCAAUAAUUUUAUAUUAUAAAAUAAUGCAUACAUUUAGUGAUAACAUUAUCUGUGAAAUAAGAAUUUCAAAUUAAUAUUUCAAAAACAAGUUUUAAAAAAAUUGUUCUAUAUGAUAUGUUUAUAAUGAUUUAUUGAUUUAUUAUAUUGCUAUUAAUUCAUAAUUAAUAUAUUAAUAUAUGAUAUUCAUGAAAUUUAAUGAAAUCAUAUCAACUUGUUUUUCCCCAGAAGUGAAGUGUAUAUGUACUGAAAAAAUUGUUAAACGAUCUGUGAUUAAGAGUUUUAAAUAUAAGAGAAAGAAAAGGUUCAUUGCAAAUAUUUGAAUGUAAAUUAAUAUUAUCUCAAAUUGUUCCGUAUAGUUGAAUUUGUGUAGUAUUGUCAUAUUUGUUAAAUGAUACAUAAAAUUACAUAUCUAAUUGUUUUAUCUCUCAUUGCAAAAAUGUUACCAUGGAUAAAAUGAAAAUGUAAGUAAUUUUCAAUGUUAUUUGAGAAAUCAUUGAAAAAAAUCCACAAAAUGCACAUUUUAUUGAAAAUUUAUUUAAUAUAAUUGUAAUUAAAUUUACCAUUAUGGCUAUAUACAGUGUAUCAGUCAUAAAAAUUAGGCAUUUGAGCAGCGAAAAAGUUUGCAGUAUGAGAUUAUAAAACAUUUAUUUACAACUUAAAAUAUUUGUUUUGUCAAAAUUAAUCAAAACUAAAAUUUAAAAAUUGAUUUAAAUAUAUACAUUUUUAAUGAAUUUCUCAAAAAUUUGCUUUAAGUGACUAGAUACAUCAAAACACUAGGAAUGCAUUAGUUUAUAAAGCUAUAGAAUUUUGCAUUUUAUGUACAAGGAGGCCCAAAAGUCAGUUAAUGAAGUUAUAUUUACUUUAAUUGUUUUAGGAACAGUUAUGUGAUAAUGAUCAUAAUUUACAUGAAUCACAAAUGACUAUAUGAAGCUGCUCUAAACCAGUUUAAACUCUUCCUAACAUGAUCUUAAUAUAUAGCUCAGUUAACUGGUUUUUAGGCCACACUGUAGAGCACAAGAGCUAUGUUUAUGCGAUUAAAAAUAUUCUGAUUAUAAGAUUUGGAUAAUCGUAUGACUAUUUUUAAAAUAUGUCACAUACAUGAAAAGCAUUACAUAAGUAUGAAGAGAUUUUAAUAUUCAUAAACAAUUAACAGCUUUUUAGCAUUUUCAUUUUGUCUAUGCACGAGUCAUUAUCUCAAAUACAUGCUUUGUUUGUAAAUAGGAAAUUAUUAUAAAUAUAAAUAAUUAAAUAGUUUAAAAGAAUUAUGACUGUUUGCCUUGGAAAAUGUUAAAUUGCAAAAAGAAAAAUGCAAUUGAUGUACGUAUUGUAUAUAUCUUAAUCAAAAGUAAUGCCCGAAAGCUUUCCGAAAAAGUACGUUUAAUUGUUAAUUAAAACAUUUGAUCUCUAACUUCUUUUGCAUAAAUAUGAUUUGUUAUAUUUUGCAUGAACAUUUUAAUUCUGUAGACUCGUACUUUGUAGUUACAUUUAAGUGUUAUGGUCCUUGAAAUUUAAACUGUAUUAUAAAUUUCUCUUUUUCUACUAGGAAAUUCCAAAAUUUGAUAAAAAUUUUUGUACUAAUAGAUUCAAGUUUUGAAGUUUAUUAUUCUUAUUAUUAUAAAAUUUGUACUCAAAUGUACAGAUUUACUGUUUUAUUUAUGUUGUAAAAUAUAUGACUUCUGUAUAACUAUAACAAAAUUUGCAUAAUUUAUGAAAUUUUGUACUUGUAUUUCACAAAUUUAUUUUAUAAUUAUUAAUAAAUUAAAUAUUCAUUUGGAUAAAGUGAAAAAAAUAGGAAUUUUAAGUAGAUUUUAGAAAACUUUGGGACCAUCUAAUAGUUGAAGUAAGUAAUUUUUGUGCAUUAUUUAUCUAGAAAUUUAUUAUGAAGUUUUAUAUAAUUAGCAAAAUAUAAUUGAAAGUUUAUUUGUUUUAAAUUACUUUAUGAUAAUCUAGUUUUAUUUAUUUUUAAUUUUUAAAUAAAACUUUAAUGAUUCAAAAAUUGAAUUUUUCUUCCUGAAUUUUAGAGAAAACAUUUAAAUUUUGAAUGCAACGAAAAUUUACUUUAGUUUUAGAUCUGCAGAAUAGUUGCGCAAUUGAUAUCAUUAUGCCACCGUAAGAGGUCCAAGCUUGAAUUUAUUUUGGAAUCUUAUAAUUCACCAUGGAUAGUUGAGUUGAGAUGAGGUCCUUAUAUUUCAGGUUUUGAGUCUGGGUCGGUUUAGAAAUUUUAAGCACGAGUUGAUCUAUGUAUCUCAGGCUAUCUUCCACAAUCUCAUCAUCCCAUUGUGAUUCUGUGAAACCCAGUGGUUAUUGUAGAAGAUUUACUUAAUAGCCUACUCAUAAGUCAUUUGUCUCAAGUGGCAUCUGGUAUUGAAAGUAAGCAUUUCCAGGGUUUGUUUGACAUCGACACCACUGUAUUUUUUUUUAAUUCUCCGUCCUUUGGGCACUAAGAAGGCCAUUUCAGCAAUCCCAUUAUGGAUUCGGCUAGACCUUCAAUGGAGUGGGGGAUUUAUUUGUAUUAAUUGUUAAUUUAAAAAAUAUUCCGUAUUUGUAUAUACUAUUUAAUACGUAGAAAAUAAAGAACACAAUUUUUAUAUAUAAAUAAAACGAUAUUACUGACGACCAUAAAACGAAUAUACAUUGCCGAAAUUAAAAUUUUGUCUAGUUUUAAGUGCCUUGAGUUACGGGACGGAAAUAAUGAAAAUACGUCGUUUCGUUAUAAAAACGAGGGCCAACUCCGAGAUCGAAGAGCUGUAAAAUUGUGCAAGGAAGAUGGAUGGCCACGUAAAGGUAAUCCAGUAAGAAGACCGAAGUGUCCAAGUAUCGAAGAGGUGAUAACCAAAAGUACGCUUUAACUGCGUAUAUCAGUAGUGGAUAACACAAACAAACGUUGUUGAAGAAUCCAAAAAGCCAAAUUAUUUUCCAGAUGAUUUUCAAGAAACCCAUUUUCGAACUCGUUCUCUUCUUCUAUUUUUGCUAACUUUUGUUAACGAUUAUUUGCAAUAAACACAAAGAAUUAUAUUGUUACUUAAAAAAAUGUUAAAGAUUUAAACAACAGUUUACUUUUCUUC
Molecule: messenger RNA, 4528 nt
Organism: Centruroides sculpturatus (bark scorpion)
Lineage: Eukaryota; Metazoa; Arthropoda; Arachnida; Scorpiones; Buthidae
Product: BRO1 domain-containing protein BROX-like
Exons: 11
Coding region: 94-1353 (419 amino acids)
Source: RefSeq, a predicted model, not a curated record